Eruca vesicaria subsp. sativa (arugula) is the source of this 969-nucleotide messenger RNA. NCBI's taxonomy places the organism in Eukaryota, Viridiplantae, Streptophyta, Magnoliopsida, Brassicales, Brassicaceae. The record is from the annotation of a GenBank genome assembly.
AUGCUUCUUAUCUUAACACUAUGUCUCCUAAAGAGAAAGAGAAAACCAUCACAUGAUCUGUGUCAACGAAACCUCAAGACUCUUAAUCCACUUAAGCAGUAUAGUUUCGCAGAAGUGAAGAGAAUAACAAAAUCAUUCGCCAAAAUGGUUGGGAAAGGAGGAUUUGGAACUGUCUAUAGAGGCACCCUCUCUGAUGGACGUAUUGUUGCAGUGAAGAUUUUAAAAGACUCAAAGAGUAAUGGGGAAGACUUCAUCAAUGAAGUUGCAAGCAUCAGCCAGACUUCUCAUGUCAACAUUGUUACCCUAUUAGGAUUCUGCUCCGAAGGUUCCAAGAGAGCCAUUGUUUAUGAAUUCUUGGAAAAUGGGUCUCUUGAUAAGUUCAUCUCAAGCAAGAGGUCGUCAGAUAUGGACUGGAAGGUGUUAUAUGAGAUCGCGUUAGGCGUUGCUCGUGGUCUAGAGUACUUGCACCAUGGAUGCAGGACAAGGAUUGUACAUUUCGACAUAAAACCGCAGAAUGUACUCUUAGAUAAUGAUCUGUGUUCCAAGGUUUCAGACUUUGGCCUUGCCAAGCUCUGUGAGAGGAAGGAAAGCAUGUUGUCGCUGCUGGACACAAGAGGAACGAUAGGAUACAUUGCACCCGAAGUGUUUUCAAGAGUGUACGGUCGAGUCUCGCACAAGUCAGAUGUGUAUAGCUACGGAAUGUUGGUUCUUGAGAUGAUAGGAGCAAGGACCAAAACAUCAACUGAAGAGACAACUGCAUCUAACCCAAGUUCAAUGUAUUUUCCUGAAUGGAUAUAUAGGGAUCUUGAGAGAGGAGACAAUGGAAGGCUUCUUGAAAAUGGUAUCAACAGCGAAGAAGAAGAAGAGAUAGCAAAGAAGAUGACAAUGGUGGGUUUGUGGUGUAUUCAGGCCUGGCCAUCUAAUCGUCCAUCGAUGAAUAGAGUAAUAGAGAUGAUGGAAGGAACUUGA